This is a messenger RNA of Oryzias latipes (Japanese medaka), 364 nucleotides long. Its product is annotated as histone H4. Gene Ontology annotation, cellular component: nucleosome. Lineage: Eukaryota; Metazoa; Chordata; Actinopteri; Beloniformes; Adrianichthyidae. The record is from RefSeq and is a predicted model, not a curated record. Gene Ontology annotation, molecular function: structural constituent of chromatin; protein heterodimerization activity; DNA binding.
UACUUUGAGUACACCAUCCUAAUAUCUAACGAUGAGCGGAAGAGGCAAAGGCGGAAAGGGACUCGGUAAGGGAGGCGCCAAGCGUCACCGUAAAGUUCUCCGUGAUAACAUCCAGGGAAUCACCAAACCAGCGAUUCGUCGUCUGGCUCGCCGCGGUGGAGUGAAGCGAAUCUCUGGUCUGAUCUACGAGGAGACCCGUGGUGUGCUGAAGGUUUUCCUGGAGAACGUGAUCCGUGACGCCGUCACCUACACAGAGCAUGCUAAGAGGAAGACCGUUACCGCCAUGGAUGUCGUCUAUGCCCUGAAGAGACAGGGACGCACCCUGUACGGAUUUGGCGGUUAAAUUUUCGGCUUGAUCAGAAAA